AUGGGAGAAGGCACACUGCAUACGGAAGAAGAACCAUACCAGGAAAACUAUCCGAAUGUUAUGGAAGGAGUAUUGGAGGAUGUGAUGGAAGCACCCAAUGAAGAGCAAUAUGGAGAUGGCGUGUUUCAAGCAUUCGAAGCCGCUAAUGAACCAUUAUACGAAGGAUGUGUAGAAGGUAUUUCUCAGUUAUACUUGGCGUCACGUUUAAUGAAAGUAAAAACCGAUCAUAAUUUACCGGAGUCGUGUUUGGAUGAGAUAUCACAAACGUUUAGAGAUGUUCUGCCACAGCCAAACAAAGCUCCUGAAUCAUAUUAUGAGAUGAAGAAGUUGACAAAGGCGCUUGGUCUUCCUGUUCUGAAGAUUGAUGUUUGUGAAGAUAACUGCAUGUUAUUUUGGAAGGAAGAUAAAGAUUUGGUGGUGUGUCGAUUUUGCGGGAAAGAUAGAUAUCAUCAGAACCAUGGAAAGGGGAAAAAGCGGCCCAAACAAAGAAUGUUUUACAUGCCUAUUACGGAGAGGUUGAAGCGAUUGUACCAACUUGAAGAAACUGCAGCACAAAUGCGAUGGCACGCAGAACAUGAGUCGCCCGAAGGAGAAAUGCAUCACCCUUCUGAUGGAGCAGCUUGGAAGCAUUUUAACAAGGUAUAUCCUGAUUUCACUGAAGAAAGUCGGAAUAUAUAUCUAGGCUUAGCAACAGAUGGAUUUAACCCAGUUGGUAUGAGUGGUGAAGCACAUUCGGUCUGGCCAGUAAUUGUUACUCCGUAUAACUUACCUCCUGGGAUGUGUUGGAUGACUCAUGGUCGUUUAGCUUGUCCAUAUUGUCUCGAUGAUACAAAGUCAUUUUGGUUGAAACACAGAAGGAAGCAUAGCUGGUUUGAUUGUCAUCGAAUGUUUCUACCUAAAGAGCAUCCUUACAGGAGAAAUGUUCAAGCGUUUCGAAGGGGGAAGAUAAUAAGUGAUGAUCCUCCACCAUGGUUGACGGGAGAAGAAAUUCGCUAUGAAAGAAUCAACAACAUCGUUGGGCUGAAGAAAACGGUUGAAUGUGGAGGUAACGGACACGAGAAACCUGGAAGUAACAUAGAAGGCUACGGAAAAGAUCAUAAUUGGGUGAAGAAGAGUAUCUUUUGGGAAUUACCGUAUUGGGAAAACCUUCUUCUUCGCCACAACGUUGACUUCAUGCACGUUGAGAAGAAUUUCUUUGAUAAUCUUAUCAACACGGUGCUUAAUGUUCCUGGGAAGACUAAAGAUAAUGCAAAGUCGAGGAUGGAUCUACCUGAUUUGUGCAGAAGGCAAGAGUUACAUAUCAAAGAUGAUGGAAAGAUGCCGGUCCCGAUAUUUCGGUUGUCAAAGGAAGAAAAAAAAGAAUUCUUGCGAUGGUUGAAGGAAGAUAUAAAAUUUCCAGAUGGGUAUGCUUCAAAGUUUAGUAGAUGUAUAGACGAGACGAAUUCGAAGCUUUCAGGCCUAAAAAGUCAUGAUUGCCAUGUCAUCAUGCAACGGCUUCUCCCAUUUGCGUUUAAGGAGUUACUUCCAAAAAAUGUCCACAUCGCAAUUUCAGAAAUCGCACUCUUCUUUCGGGAUAUCUCUUCAAAAGUACUAAAAGAAGAAGAUGUCGCCAUUUUAAAAGAAAACAUUGCGGUGAAGCUUUGUAAUUUGGAAAAGAUUUUCCCACCUUCGUUUUUUGAUGUUAUGGAGCAUCUCGUUAUGCAUUUGCCAGAUGAAGCUGCUCUAGGUGGUCCAGUGCAAUAUAGAUGGAUGUAUCUUUUCGAGAGAUACAUGUACCAUCUGAAGAAAAAGGUUAGAAAUAAGGCACAUAUUACAGGUUCCAUUAUUUCCCAAUGUCUUACCGAGGAGAUUUCUAGAGCUUCUGCACAUCACUUUGGAAAUCCAGAAGUGCCUGCUACCAUUUUGCAACCUGGAGAUAUUCGUUUUACAUAUCAUGAUCCAGAUGUGCCAAAUAUGUUUUACCAUGAAGGUCGAGUUAGUGGUUAA
This is a messenger RNA of Brassica napus (rape), 1986 nucleotides long. RefSeq lists its product as uncharacterized. Bases 1 to 1986 code for a protein of 661 amino acids. Lineage: Eukaryota; Viridiplantae; Streptophyta; Magnoliopsida; Brassicales; Brassicaceae. The record is from RefSeq and is a predicted model, not a curated record. The transcript has 3 exons.